AUGCACGACUCUCACAGGCGAUGCGAGCACAGCGGGUGCACCAAGUGGCCACUCUAUGCGUUCGAGGGAGAGAAGGCCAAGUACUGCUCCCAGCACAAGGAUGAAGGAAUGGUGGACGUCAGGAGCCGCAGGUGCCAGGAGCCAUCGUGCACCAGGCAACCGAGCUUCGGGUUCGAGCACCAAAAACCCAGGUUCUGUGCGGCCCACAAGGACGUCGGGAUGGUGGAUGUGGUUAGCAGGCGAUGCGAGGAGACCGACUGCCGGAGGCGGCCCCUUUACGGUCACGAAGGAGAAAAGGGCCGCUUCUGCUCAUACCACAAGAGCGACGGCAUGGUCGAUGUGGUGAACAAGCGAUGUCAGCACCCAGGCUGCAAGAAGAGGCCCGUGUUUGGCUUCGAGGGGGAGAAGGGCCGCUUCUGCUCGCUGCACCGAUCAGGGGGUAUGGUCGACGUCGUCUCCCGGCGCUGCGACUCGCCCGGCUGCAAGCGGCAGCCCAGCGGCACGACCGACUCCACCCACGUCCAGUUCUGCUCCCUCCACCGCGGCGACGGCGGGGCCGGCUACACGCUGCUCAUGCUCGCGCAGCGCGAGAGGCUUGCGGCGGCGGCCGCCCUCGAGGAGCAGCAGAAGCAGCAGCGCGCCCGCGCCCGCGACCGCGCCCCGGCUUCCGGCUCCUGGCCCGGCAAGGACAUGCCCUAUUCCGACUACCGCCCGCGGUGGGAGGCGGCCGGCUCGUCCGGUUCCUCCGGCGGGACGAGCUUCUCCGGCGGCCAGCCCGCGCCAGGCGGGCGGACCGGCACCUUCGGGAGCAACUCGUCGAGCUCGGGCAGCUUCCUGAGCAGCCAGCGCAGCGGCGGCGGGGGCGGCGACAGCGGCAGCUUCACGGGCGAGAGCUUCCUGAGCACCCAGCGCCGCGGCACCGACGAAGGCCCGGCCGGCGGCGAGCCGGGCAGCGCCGGCCAGGACGGCAAGGCGGCCGCUCACAACCCUCAGCCGUGGGUGUGGACGGCCCAGCCCCGCGGCUCCUCUCAGGGGGCGCGCCGGCCGCCCCCGCUCAAGAACCCGGCGGAGGCCGGUGUGCUGGGGAUCGCCGGCCGGCAGCAGUCGCCCCUGCUCGACUCUACCCGCGGAGACAGCCCGGGGGCGGAGUGGACCAAGCCCUCGUCGACGCAGUCGGCGCACGCCAUGUACCCGGCCGUGAAGCGCCACUGCUCGCCCCGCCGGCGCUCCUUCAGCCACUCCCCGGAGCCCGGCUCGCGCACCAUGGCGGGCCUUACCGGCAGCAUGGCCGGCCUGCAGGCGUCCUCCCCGGCGUCCCCCAACAUCAUGAGCCUGGGCGCCUCGGGCGGGACCCCUUCUCCCGGCGCCAUGGGGAUCCCCACCCCGCCGGGCUCCUCCGGGUCCGCGGCCCUGCCCCCGCCCCACCGGGCGCGCCGCUCGACCGCCCAGCGCUUGCCGCAGCCGCAGUUCCAGAACCGCGCUGUCCCGCGCAGCAGCUCGGGCGGCCCGCCUCGGCCCCCGCGCUCCCUGUCCCCGGGGGGCGUCGCGUCGACGGCGCGCAGCCCCGACGGGUUCGUGUACGCGCUGUCGGGCGCCGGGGGCAGCGUCGCGGACACCCUGGAGGACCUGAGCAUCGUGGACCCCAUCCCGCCGACGCUGGAGCCGCUGCGGACCCUGCCCCCCGUCGCGGCGCCGCUCCGCUCGCCGCGCGACCGCUGGCGCGCCGGCUUCCUGGAGCGGCGCAACAACAGCGAGAUCAUCCUGCCACUCCCGGACAGGACGCAGCCGGACCCGGCCCCCGGCCCAGCCAGCGACGUGCGGCGCCGCUCAUUCACGGCGUCCCUCUUCGAGCGGCAGGACCAGAUGAAUAUCAAAGACGAGGGCGUUGCCAGGCCCGGCGAACGUGGCGGUGGAGGCCCCGGCGGCCCCGGUAGCGGGGACGGCGGCGGGGGCGGGGGCAGCGCCAACGGCGCGAUGAUAGCGGCGGGCGCCGGGGAGGGGGAUAGGUGGGGCGCCGGGAUGUGGAGCUCUCCAGGGGAAGGGGUUUUUCAGGCGACCUCUGCCGGGGCCCGGCAGCAGGGGUGGCCUCACCAGAUGCAGAACGGGCGGACAGGGGAUGAGGGCGGCGGUGGCGGCGGCCACGCCGAGGCCAAGGCUACGAGGAGGGGAUCGCACCACUCGGUCGGCACGAUGCCGCUUACCUCCUCCGAGUCCCUGGGCGAUGGGGACGGCGGUAGUGUGUUUUUCUCCGCCGAGGGGUGACGUCAUCGUUUGUUAAGUCGGCACGGCGCGCGGUGGCGUGAGGCGAAGACGGGAAGGAGCAUGGCGCGAGGUUACGUGAAAUAGCCCUCCCCGUGUUUUGGCUUGCCGUUUUUUUUUUUUGCCGUCGAUCAUGUUUGCGUAGGCUCGUGGCGGAGGAGGAGGUUUUAACAGGGCGAAUCGGCGGGCAUCGCGCUGUUUAGUGGUGCCCGUUGGCAACAAUCAGAGGUAGGUGUGUUGCACGCGGUGGUUGGAAACGCAGGUGAUGCGAACCGAUCUACAUCGGAGGGCGCAUCGCAGGCGCGUGUGAAGUGUGUGUUGUUGUCGAGGUUGUGGUUGGGGGGAGAAAUGCAAGGGGACAGCCGUACAGCAAGCAGGACACAUGUUAGGCCCUCUCCGCUGGAGAAGUCUGUACGCUAUCAAUUUUAUGGUCCCCUCGUCAUCGUUUUUUUGUUUUCGAUGGUUGAAUGGGCUGCUGCUGGAGACAAAAUCGCGGUGCUCCCUUCACCAGGAAGAUUCUAGAGCAUUUCGGGGAAGUAUGUAUGUGCCGGCCUAGAGAGGAUGUGGCCUUUGUUGAAGUCGGCGGAGAGAUGUUUUUUCGAAGGGUGGAUGGAUGAAUGGAUGGAUGGAUGGGUUGCAUGUGUAUUCCAGAUGUUUUGGCUGCGAUGUUCGUAACCCCAGUUCCGAGAUGCCUUGCUUGAGAGAUGUAUGUGUUGAGGGUAGUUAGUUGGAUCGAGGUUGGUUGCGUUUGACGCGGUGUGUGGCCUCGACGAUACAAGAGGAUGAAAUAUCAAGUAUCCAUCCACACUCGAUUGUCGUUGUAUUGCUUCUGCUGUGUUACUUAAAAACAAAACCCCGUGAAAAAAUCAAGUUCCUUGGCCUCGUUGGGCCCCUCGUCGUCGUCGUCGUCCCUGUCCAUUGUAGUUAUUGCGUGUUCGUCUGCGGGUGUUUAAGGCGUUUUUUGUCCGGGCUGGUCCUUCCGGCGUGAGCCUUUGCUCUGCAGUGCACACCUUUUCGUGUGGGUGGUUGUUGUCGUAAUUUAUAUAAAAAAUGCUUUGGCUUACAUACAACACAGGAUUGUUUGUUUUCCGUCUGGCUGCUGUGUCGCUUAUUUUGUUUUUCUCACUUUUUUUUUUUUUUUUCGGUCCAUUCAUCAAUACCAAUUUCUUGCCUGCUGGUGGUGGUAUGUUGUGGUGUCGAGUUUCGAACAGCGUAACGUCGUGUGCACGUUUUGCUGAUUGUGUCAAUGCGGUUUGUCUUGUCGCUGUUUUUUUCCGCCAAAGAUGCGAAGGUCUUGUUUUUUUUUACUUGCAUUUAACUGGGGGAUUAGUAAUUAUUGAAGACUUGCAUUUAACUGGGGGCGGGGGGGAGGGGUUAGUCAUUAUUGAAGAUUCGCCUCGAUCUGGGGGGAGUACCAACAACGCAAGGGCCGACGUCUGCAUACUUGUUAAGGGCGGUGGUCGUGGUGUCAGUCUCACACCCCGCCCGGUUGCUUGGUAGGCCUAGAGGAGUGCAUCAUAUGGUGCACCGGCAUUUCUUGCGAAUCACAGAACACUACGGACGUUGCAGAUUUUCCCGCGGUGAGAGCAUCCAUUUUUUCCUGUGUGUGUUCUCACCCAUCUACUCUACUGUAAACGUACCUUUUCAUUAGGCAGUGGGGGCGAAACCAACGGUAGGCGGCAAUAGCUGAGCGAGGGCCAGGGGUGCAAUGGUUUGGUAAUUUUUAACAGUUGUGGAAUUUUUUCAAGGUAGAAAAGCCGAGCGUUGGUUGUGUGUAGAGUAUUUUUGGGUUCCAUUUGCAUGCAUUCAGGUAGGAGAG
Molecule: messenger RNA, 4078 nt
Organism: Ectocarpus siliculosus
Lineage: Eukaryota; Phaeophyceae; Ectocarpales; Ectocarpaceae
Source: the annotation of a GenBank genome assembly